This is a messenger RNA of Archocentrus centrarchus (flier cichlid), 3398 nucleotides long. It is a transcript of the gene fam161b, whose product is annotated as FAM161 centrosomal protein B. Gene Ontology annotation, biological process: cilium organization. NCBI's taxonomy places the organism in Eukaryota, Metazoa, Chordata, Actinopteri, Cichliformes, Cichlidae. Gene Ontology annotation, cellular component: cilium. The transcript is spliced from 9 exons. The record is from RefSeq and is a predicted model, not a curated record. The coding region runs from base 225 to 1832 and encodes 535 amino acids.
GUUUCCGCGGGUGGCGUUGCUGCUUCUGGCCGCAAACAGCGCUAAAGCUGCCACCACUGACGGAUGGCUGAACACUCAUUUGCCUGUCUUCGAGUUCGAUACAAAGACCUGUAUCAACUUCGGACAACGUUAACUCAACAAAUAAAUCUUAUUACAUCUGCUGAGAGUUUGGAGGAAUCUCCGACGCCGUGAAAUACUUCUUAAAAACCCGUCUGUUCACAGGUAUGAACAAUAUGUUAAAACUGGAUACUUUGCUGGAGGAUGGACUCCGAUCAGAUUUAACUCUUCAGCUGCAUAUUAAGGCUCUUAGAGAGACCCUGAAACAGCAGUUGCAGGAGACAGAAAGGAUACAGACAGAGGAGCUGGAAAAGAGGAUUCAUCAGAACGCUUGCCUGUCAGCAGAUGCAGAUAAAAAGACUUCUGGAAAUAAAAAACACCUGACUGAAUGUGACAGGAUGGUGACAUCUGCCUCAGCAAUCCGAAACGCUUCCCACAAACCCGUACAGUCAGAGAGGCCAAACACUUCAACAGAUAGGAAGCAAUGUUCUCGCAGGACUCAGCUGUGUGAGCGAUUUGCUUUAACUAAAACUUUGCAGCUGAGUAAAGAGGAGGAGGCUGAGGCUGAGUGUCAGAAGAAGUUCUCUGCUCUUCCUCUCCCCAGCCAUGUCAUUCAACCCAUCUACCAGGAGAUGAUGGAGCAGAGAGAGAAGGAGAGGAAGGAGGGCCUUGAGCAGAGGAAGCAAUUCUUGCUUUCCAUUCAAAAGCCUUUCAGCUUCCAGGAGAGAGAAAAGGAGAAGAGGGAGAAGCUGAUUGCAAAGUUAAACCAAGUCUUGCAUGUUAUUAACGAUGUCCGAGUUAGAAAAGCACCUCAGAAAGAAAUAAAAGAUUCCCCAGAUUCCUCUGAGACAAAAGACCGGGAGCAAGUCUGCCCGAAACUCCACACUCAGGCGGCAGUGAGGGAGGAGAAUCCCACUAGGAAUGGCCCAAAACUUCGCACAGCAGAGCGCACCAGGAAAGAAAAGCUGGGCUUUCUGGAUGAGAAGCCAAGUUUUCAGCCAAAGAUCAUCCAUCAGGUCCCUGAUUUCAGUGCCUUGCACAAGGCCUUGCAGACAGAGGCGCUGCUGAAAAUGCAGAGUAAAGAUAUAACAAAGUGUCAACCAUUUUUCCUGAGAACAUCAGCUCGGCCUGCAAGGCAAAGCAGGAUGAGCCCGGCAAACUCCCAGAUACCAAAAACGAGUAAUUUCAGUAGAAGCAAGUCACUUGGAGCUUUAACGUUAAUAUCCACUGACACACUGCCCACAUACAUCACAGACGCUGUGAGGAAGCGCUGCAUGGCCACCAGAAAGUCAAUUGAGAUGAGGGAUAAUAAGAAUCAAGACAGUGUCGACUGGUUGAGGAACUACCAAAUGAGAUCCCAAGCUAUGAAGAAGACAAUAACCCUCCAUGCAAAGUUGCUGGACCCACACAGCAGCUUGAAAGAAGUGUAUAAUGAGAAACUGCAGCUCCAUCGGGAGGCUGAUCAACAAAGAAUGAGGGAUUACACGAGAGAGUUACGGGAAAUUAAGGCGCGAGUUAAUGAACGCCCUUUUUUGUUUGAACAGGUGAAACAGAGAAAUGCAAAAGCUCAAGCAGAGCAGACAUACAGGAGCAAGCUGAAGAAAGCUGGGUUAAAGGAGCAGUUUGUUGAAGAAAACGGAGAAGCCCUCACAUCUGAAGAUGACCGCAGCAUUGAAAAGGACAUUGACAGGAGGGAAGAAAAUGGAGGAGACGGGGAGAAAAUUGAGGCUGUGGAAGAGAAGAGCGUGAAGUCCAAAGGGGAAGCAGUGCCAUGAUCAAAAAGGUUCAGGCGGCACAGAGUUUUGUGGCCUAUCCGCUAGAAAACAACACCAUCCUCAAAAAUGAUUCAUGUCACUGCUAACUAUCCACACCAAAUGUUUGAUAGUUUAAGAUGUGCAGCUAUAAGUCAUGAAAUUACAAAACAGCUGGAAUUUGCAAUCACAAAUGGAAGAGGAUAAAAGUUUAUAAAAAUGUACAUGUUUAUAAGUGAUUACUGUCGGUUUUACAAACAGUUUCCCUGAGGAAUCUGUAAGCUGUAGUUUUGAGGAUGUUGAGCACGUUGUUACCAGAAUAAAAGGUUCAAAAAUAAACUGAGAACAACGGUUGAGCCCACUUUGUAGCGUUAAUCAAUCAGUCUGUGAUUGAUUAAUGUGUGUUAAAAGGCUAAUACUUUAAUGCUUAUAUUCCAAUAAUACUUUUAGUAGUAUUUUACUUUCUAUAGUUAAAAAAAAAAAAAAUCACAUUUUACAUGAUUUUACAUGUUUUUAAUUGAACAGGUCCCAUAAGAACCCCAAGCAUCUGACAUUGGCUUUUCUUAGAUUGUUGGGUUAAAGUUCCCAGUUAUUUCUAUAGCCACAGUGCCACCUAAAUAAACAGUCUUUGCUGUGCAUCUGCAGUCACACAAACCAUCUCAGUGGUCAGCUCCUAGCCAGGCACAUCCACAUCAAAUACUCUUACACACUGGCCUUUGCUGUGCUCUUGUGUUUUGACAGCUGAAUACCAGGAAUUCGAGACAUCAUUUUUUAACUUACAAACCACAUGGGAGUGUUUGAAUAUUUUUUACAAACAUAAUCAACGGAGAUAAGUGCAUACCAUAGGGUUUUGUAGGCUGCUGUGUCACACUUUGAAGUCAGUGUAGUAAAUUCAGAUUAGGAAAUAUUGAAAAUCAUUGAGAAUAACAGGCGUAUUGCCAAUGAAUGCAUGGUUUAAAAUGUAACGUAGAUAAGAGUUAAUAUAGUCUAUGCAGUAGCAUCUAGAAUUAUAUGCAUCUGCAGAGAAUGGCAUAAAAAAAGAGACUGUAGCACGAUUCGACUGGCUGUCCAGAAUACAUUUGCAUGAUUAAAGCUAUACUGUCACGUGGAGGCUCGUGACCUCUAAACCGCCCUUUCAUCUUAGCUGUGUUGUUUGUGUAUUGCUGCCACGAUAGUCAUGAAAUCCGAAAAAGAGUAUUUUUGCAAAUGCUGGUUUUGAGAUUUGCUUCUUAUUCAUUUGUUUUAUCACCUCUCCUCCAUCUACAUUAAACCUAGGAACUGCCAAACCAGUCUUGGCCCAUUUGGACUCCUUUUAUGGUCAGGUUCCUGGGGAACUGUGCCAAGUAUGACAUGAAAGAGGGGGAUUUUGGUUGAUGUUUGAAGGAUGUGUUGAUUUUAAACAGUUAAAGAGCAGGUACAUUUUCUAAUCAUAUCUACAUUUAUUUUCCCACUGUUAACUUAUUACCAUUGUCUAUGAAUGAUAGAUUGCGCGCUGGUAUAAAUUAAUUUAAUACUUAAUGAGUAUUUAAUUGCCAUUUCCUGGAGUGGGAGGAGCUACUGACUAGCUCCUCUCCGGGAGUGUUGCGUGUC